Theileria annulata is the source of this 1812-nucleotide messenger RNA. RefSeq names its product acyl transferase, putative. The coding region runs from base 1 to 1812 and encodes 603 amino acids. Lineage: Eukaryota; Apicomplexa; Aconoidasida; Piroplasmida; Theileriidae. The record is from RefSeq and is a predicted model, not a curated record. The transcript is spliced from 10 exons. Gene Ontology annotation, molecular function: diacylglycerol O-acyltransferase activity. Gene Ontology annotation, cellular component: endoplasmic reticulum membrane. Gene Ontology annotation, biological process: triglyceride biosynthetic process.
AUGAUUAAUAAGCAAUCACUUCCAAAUAAAUCCAGAUCGAAAUCACUUAAGCAGAUUUGUAGGUCAAUUAGCACCUUUUUCUUGAACGAUUUCAGUAAAAAGACCCAAAUUAACCCACAAAACAUAAAUUUUGUCACUAAUUCUAAAUAUAAUGAGAGCAAAAGCACAUUUUAUCAGAGCAAGCAAGCACAGGAAUCUGUGGGCAGAAUCCCAAGCCAUAGACGAGGAAGUAUCAGGAAAAAAAGAUCAAAUAGUGCGCCAAAUAGACUAUUGGUGGACUUUUCGUCCUUAAAUAAGCCAGGAGAGACCCAAAAGGAUUAUUCAGGAAGGCAUAUGAAAAUGUGUAAGAGUAAUAUAAUAUGUAGACCACUUCACGAAAUUCUGCACACUGAGUGCCGGCAAAGCCUCUUAUCCACAGGAAUGAAACACUUAAAUUUAUCGGGAUUUGUAAACUUAGUUUUUGUAAUUUUAGUAGCCAUGAACUUUAGGCUCGUCAUCAACAAUUUCAGAAAAUAUGGACUUUUGAUGGAAAUACCGAAGGGAUUUACACAAAUGUACCAAGAUUGGCCCCUACUGCGAUGUACCCUAAAGACACAUAUAUCAAUAUUGUUCGCCUGGGGUAUAGAACGUUACAUAGCACCGCUAUCGACUAAACCACUAACACUACCCAUGGUUCUACUUCAGCUUUUGAACAUUUUGAUUGUUCUACUAUACCCAUAUCUCACCGUUAUAUCGUAUAAAACAGAACCAUCGCUAUCGGCACUGAUGCUGAUCACAUCAGUAGUUUGGGCCUUUAAAAUGUAUUCAUUCCAUCACGUCUGCUUCGAUUACAGAAAAGCACUUUGUAACGGCGAUAAUUUGUUGGAAGUGUGUAAAAUCAAAAAAGAAGCGAAGAUAGCCUCAACAUACCCCAACUGUAUCAAGCUCACCGAGUUUUACAGAUUCAUUAUUAUGCCAACAGUUUGCUUCCAAGUAACUAAAUUGUCUUUUCACAACUUUACAUUGUGCAUAUGUACGAAUGAUAGAAUUUUGGCUGACCAGUACAUAGUGGUGGCCGUGUCGAAUACAUUCACCAUGGACGAAUUUAAAUCUGCAAACUUCUUCACAGUUGCAUGCCAUAUUAUAGACAGAAUGUUACUAUUAUCGGUCCCCAUUCUCUACUGUUGGCUUCUCAUGUUCGUAGUCAUUUUCCACUUUUGGUGCAAUUUCCUAGCUGAAAUCACUCGGUUUGGAGAUAGACGUUUCUACGGAGACUGGUGGAAUGCGUCCUGUUUCGCAGAGUACUGGAGGAAGUGGAAUCUGCCCAUACAUCAGUUUCUAAUAAGGCAUAUAAGUAAACCGUUGACUAACUUGGGCUUACCCAGAGGGCUCAUUAACAUCGUGGUUUUCGUGAUCUCAGCGGCGCUCCACGAGUACCUAAUAUCGGUACCGCUGGGAUUGGGAUGGACAGGCUACGUUUUUUGGGCCAUGAUGGGACAAAUCCCGCUACUGCUUUUUACAGACAUGGAUGUGGUAUGUUUUCUAAUCCACAUAGAUAGUUCUGUUAAAAAUAAAAAAUAUGGUGAAAAUAAAAUCCUUCAGAUAAAAAACAACAAAACUCUCGGAAAUGUUCUCUUCUGGUGUUUAUUCUGCUUUACCGGACAACCAGUUAGGAUCGUUCGUCUGAGGCCACCUAAUUCUCUAAAUCUUAUUAAAUUUUUAUUACAUGACUAUUAUAUGGAGAUGCGUCUGGAGUUAGACCAUAUGCCUCCAGUUUCUGAUCAAAAGUGCACCUUUGACCUAUGGGGAAUAGGUAUCUGCAGUUUUAACUAA